This is a messenger RNA of Mangifera indica (mango), 1410 nucleotides long. Its product is annotated as zinc-finger homeodomain protein 10-like. The record is from RefSeq and is a predicted model, not a curated record. Gene Ontology annotation, molecular function: transcription cis-regulatory region binding; DNA-binding transcription factor activity. The coding region runs from base 221 to 1153 and encodes 310 amino acids. Gene Ontology annotation, biological process: regulation of DNA-templated transcription; regulation of developmental process. Gene Ontology annotation, cellular component: nucleus. The transcript has a single exon. Lineage: Eukaryota; Viridiplantae; Streptophyta; Magnoliopsida; Sapindales; Anacardiaceae.
CCACAAAACUCAAGAUUUUUAUUAUCAACAGUCGUUACUGGCCAUCAUCAUCGUCUUCUUCUUCUUCAAGUUGUUUUUCCUCUUCCAUGGCCUUAAAAAAAUACCCAGUUAAAACCCUAACUUGAUCUCUGCUUCAAGCUACUUUUUCAAAAUCACUUUUUUCUCCUUUUGGCUUUUUAAAGUUUUGAAUUUUAAUUGAUUGAUGUUUGAGGGCUGAGGCAUGGAAUUGGCCCCAGCUGCAAAGUCACCUGAUACUGAAAAUAAUGAAACGGUGGCAACAAGGAUCCUUCCGACGAGGCAUUUAACUUUCACCAACGGGGUGUUGAACCGCCACAAUCACCACCACGGUGGCGGCCACCAUCAUCAUCACCCUAUUGUGAUUACUUAUAAAGAAUGUCUGAAGAACCAUGCAGCGAGCUUGGGUGCACACGCUCUCGACGGCUGUGGAGAGUUCAUGCCUUCUCCUACUGCCACGUCAACCGACCCCACUUCUCUCAGAUGUGCCGCGUGUGGCUGCCACCGUAACUUUCACCGCCGUGAGCCAGAUGACUCGUCGUUUAGCCCCACGACGCCUCACGCCACGGCUAAUCAUAACACAAUUACAACCGCUACAAUUGAGUACCAGCCACACCACCGUCACCACCCUCCGCCUCCACCGUCGUCCCAAGCUCAACAUCCGAGGCACAGAAGCCCGAGUUCUUCGUCUCCGCCGCCGAUCUCGUCGUCGUUCUACCCCUCAGCCCCCCACAUGCUGCUUGCUUUAUCUGGGAACAUGAGCGGGCACGAAAAUGUUAUGAACAACGUCGGAAAUGUUGGGGCUAGCUCGAGGAAGAGGUUUAGAACGAAGUUCAGUCAGACCCAGAAGGAGAAAAUGCUCGAGUUUGCGGAGAGAGUUGGGUGGAAGAUGCAUAAGAACGACGAGGAGGUUCAGGAGUUUUGUAAUGAAAUGGGAGUGGAUAGAACUGUGUUGAGAGUGUGGAUGCAUAAUAACAAGAACACUUUUGGUAAAAAGGAGAGUCUUGGAAAUGAAAAAAUCAAUCUUGAAAGCAAUGGCAACAAUGGCGGUGGUGAAGAGGCGGAGGAGAAUAAUACUGCCCAUGGUGGUGGUGGUGGUGGUGUUGCUACGGCUAAUGGGUCAUCUUCUUCAUCUUGAGCAAAUGGGAAAAUAAGUGUUAGAUGAUAGUAAGAACUAAGAACUAAGGUUUAUUAUCUUUUUAUCUUCUUCUUUUAAUUAUUUUCUCUCCUCUUUUCUCUCUUUCUUUCCUUCUUUCUCUCUUUCUCAUUUUGUUCUUAUUUCUAUCAUAUUAAGAUGCUGAUGAUGAUGAACAAUCACUUCUCUUGAUGUUUGAGGAUGGAUAUAUGUUAACAUGGGAGAGCUUGUUCCAAAGGGAACUCCUUUUCUUUUCUUUA